Mercenaria mercenaria is the source of this 1035-nucleotide messenger RNA. RefSeq lists its product as uncharacterized. Lineage: Eukaryota; Metazoa; Mollusca; Bivalvia; Venerida; Veneridae. The transcript has a single exon. The record is from RefSeq and is a predicted model, not a curated record. Bases 1 to 1035 code for a protein of 344 amino acids.
AUGUAUGUCACAGAUGAAAUGAGAACUGAAUUGAAAUGGUGGAUAGACAAUCUGUCUUCCCAGGAAAGAGUUAUAGAUCAUGGUAAUGCAGAUUUAGUGAUUGUGACUGAUGCAUCAUCCUUUGGAUGGGCAGGAAUAUGUGAGAAUCAGGAAAUAGGUGGUAGAUGGACUACUGCAGAAGCAGGGCAUCAUAUCAAUUAUUUGGAACUAUUGGCAGCCAGUUUGUCAGUCAAAGCAUUCUGCAUGCAUAAGAAAAAUAUACAUGUGCAAGUACAGUUAGAUAACACAUGUGCAGUGUCCUACAUUAGGAACAUGGGUGGUUGUAGGUCUUCAGAAUGCAAUGAAUUAGUGCACAAACUGUGGGUUUGGUGUAUGGAGAGAUCAGUAUGGUUAUCUUCUACACAUAUUCCUGGAAAAGACAAUAUUUCUGAUCAUGGAUCAAGAAAUUUCAAUGAUAAUGUCGAAUGGAAGCUCAAUGAGCAAAUCUUUGACAAUGUUACAAGUAUCUGGGGCAAACCAGAAGUAGAUAUGUUUGCAUCAAGGUUAAACUGUCAGUUGCCAAAGUAUGUUUCAUGGAAACCUGAUGCUGAAGCAUUUUUUGUGGAUGCUUUCUCCUUAGACUGGUCUAAAAUGUUUAUGUACAUUUUCUGUCCUUUCAGUUUGGUGGCACGAGCUCUACAGAAGCUGAGACAAGACCAAGGAGACUGUAUUAUGAUAGUGCCACUUUGGCCCACACAGAAUUGGUGGAACGACCUCCUAGAACUGUUGAUAGACAUUCCGUACAUAAUACCAGUGACAUCCAAGGUACUUCACAUUCCAUACACAGACAAAGUACAUCCACUGGUAGGCAAACUAAAUUUAGUUGCUUCUCGGUUAUCAGGCAAUCUUUCCAAGAUAGAAACAUUUCAGAGAGAGCUGCAGACAUUAUCAUGUCCUCGUGGAAACCUUCAACACAAAAGCAGUACUCAGUUUACAUUAAGAGAUGGUUUCAGUUCUGUAGUGAAAAACAAGUUAAUUCAGUUCAAGUUACUGUGA